Messenger RNA from Galeopterus variegatus (Sunda flying lemur), 2704 nucleotides. It is a transcript of the gene PPP3R1, whose product is annotated as protein phosphatase 3, regulatory subunit B, alpha. Gene Ontology annotation, molecular function: calcium ion binding; protein binding; calcium-dependent protein serine/threonine phosphatase regulator activity. The record is from RefSeq and is a predicted model, not a curated record. NCBI's taxonomy places the organism in Eukaryota, Metazoa, Chordata, Mammalia, Dermoptera, Cynocephalidae.
AUGUCUUUCCCGACCCUCGUCCACGUGGAGUCCCCCUUUCACCCCCAGACUCACUUUCGCAAGUUCGAGGAUAUCCUGAAAUCCUAUGGAAAUAAUAACAUGUGGCAAAUGGCGCUUUAUUAUUUGAAAGAAAUUUGUGCCAAUUUUGUGACUGAUCGUUUCUUUUUUUUCCACCAGGGAAAUGAGGCAAGUUACCCUUUGGAAAUGUGCUCACACUUUGAUGCUGAUGAAAUUAAAAGGCUAGGAAAGAGAUUUAAGAAGCUCGAUUUGGACAAUUCUGGUUCUUUGAGUGUGGAAGAGUUCAUGUCUCUGCCUGAGUUACAACAGAAUCCUUUAGUACAGCGAGUAAUAGAUAUAUUCGACACAGAUGGAAAUGGAGAAGUAGACUUUAAAGAAUUCAUUGAGGGAGUCUCUCAGUUCAGUGUCAAAGGCGAUAAGGAGCAGAAGUUGAGGUUUGCUUUCCGGAUCUAUGACAUGGAUAAAGAUGGCUAUAUUUCCAAUGGGGAACUCUUCCAGGUGUUGAAGAUGAUGGUGGGGAACAAUCUGAAAGAUACACAGUUACAGCAAAUUGUAGACAAAACCAUAAUAAAUGCAGAUAAGGAUGGAGAUGGAAGAAUAUCCUUUGAAGAAUUCUGUGCCGUUGUAGGUGGCCUAGAUAUCCACAAAAAGAUGGUGGUAGAUGUCCUCACGGCAGAAGAGCCCCCCGCAGCUUCAACAUCACCCAGAGGCCACCGGUUUGAUCUGCUUCUGGCCCCGCCUUGUUCCAGUCCCAGGGUCCCCGCUAGUACCAGAAGCCCAUCCCCGGAGAGGGGCGGGAAGACAGGCCUCUUCGCCGGCCGGGCUUCCUCCGUUUCCAUACGGGCCGCGUCCUCGCCCUCCCCCGCUGCGGACAGCUGCUCGGCCUGCCGUGAGAUCGCCCGCCGGCCACCCUUGCGGGUGACCUGGGUGAAACCAUCCUCUGCCCCGGCGCUCCGUGCCUCCAUCUCGGCUUCCAUCCUCAGGAACCUCCGGCCCGGGCAAACCUUCCACCUGGUGCACGUGCGCUGCUGCACCGCGCAGAGUACGGCAAACAGGAGGGACAAACUGUCCUUUAUGUUUGGAGACUGGUUUCCAGGUUAGUUUCGUUAGGGUCUGGGUUUGGCAGUUGCUGGAGGUGAAACUGGCUUGACCAUGUCGGCCUUCGAGAAGCCUCAGAUCAUCGCCCAUAUCCAGAAGGGCCUCAACUACACGGUGUUUGACUGUAAGUGGGUGCCUUGCAGCGCCAAAUUUGUGACCAUGGGCAACUUCGCACGGGGCACCGGCGUCAUUCAGCUGUAUGAGAUCCAGCACGGAGACCUGAAGCUGCUUCGGGAGAUUGAAAAGGCCAAACCCAUUAAAUGUGGAACAUUUGGUGCAACAUCUUUACAGCAGAGAUAUUUAGCUACUGGAGAUUUUGAUGGAAACCUUCAAAUAUGGAAUUUGGAAGCUCCAGAGAUGCCAGUGUAUUCCGUAAAGGGCCAUAACGAAAUUAUAAAUACUUUAGACAGUGUAGGUGGACUAGGAAUUGGGGAAGGAGCACCUGAAAUCGUGACUGGCAGCCGAGAUGGAACUGUGAAGGUGUGGGACCCAAGGCAAAAAGAUGAUCCUGUUGCUAAUAUGGAACCUGUACAAGGAGAAAACAAGAGAGACUGUUGGACUGUGGCUUUUGGAUUGGCUCAUAAAUCUACUGUCUGGCAGGUCCGACACCUGCCACAGAACAGAGAGCUCUUUCUGACAGCUGGAGGCGCCGGCGGCCUUCACCUCUGGAAGUAUGAAUACCCCAUUCAGCGUUCAAAGAAAGAUUCAGAAGGAGGAGAGAUGGGAGUUGCGGGUUCUGUCAGCCUUCUGCAGAAUGUCACAUGUAUCUCCUCUUAUCACUUUGAUCCUGUUUUCAGUGAAUACCCCAUUCAGCGUUCAAAGAAAGAUUCAGAAGGAGGAGAGAUGGGAGUUGCGGGUUCUGUCAGCCUUCUGCAGAAUGUCACGUUGUCUACCCAGCCCAUUUCAAGUUUGGACUGGAGUCCAGAUAAAAGGGGUCUCUGUAUUUGUAGUUCCUUUGACCAAAUGGUGAGAGUACUGAUUGUUACAAAACUCCAUAAAAUUUGAUCUGAAGACUUUGGACUUGAAGCCUUCCAGAGAGACACUCAUAGAAUCUAAGAGAAGUUCUGGGAUCUUCUGACCCUCAUGAACAAAUUUGGAUUUGGCUGAAGAAAAAUGGCCACAGAUGCAAAUCUCCAGGCUAGUCUCCAGCCUCUCUGGGUGCAUUCGGUGACCUAACUGCAUGCUGGCUUGUGGGUGUUCAUGUGGACACCACAACCUCCAGGGCCAGCUCUUUUCUUCUUCCAUUUCUAAUACAAAAUCAAUAGCUGCCUAUAUUUAAACAUAUUUUAAAUUUGUUCUGCAUCCUCAAAGUUCCAUAUUGUAUCUUUACACUUAUGUUUUAGUGUUUAUGCUAUUGCGGCUGGAAUCACUCCAUUGGGUCUAAAAUAGAUUGCCGUGGAAAAACUACUGUGAAGUAAUCUUCAUAAAUGUAUUUUGAGAGAUUUCAGUGUCAGUACGUUUCUGCACGGUAAAUUAUUUUAUAAAGUAUCAAAAUGGCACUGUCGGAUUCGAUUUUAGUAACUGUUUUCAGCAAUGGAAUUCAUAAAAUGAAAUACUAUGAUUUGUGACGACCUCUUUUUACUUACAA